CCAACGUUGUGGUUUGCUAGCGAACAUUAAACCGAAACAUUGAAGCGUUUAAGACAAAUCUUGUGUAUAUUACUCUUAGUGUUUUAAACACAAUUCUGUGUACAUAUCUACUCGUUCAUUGAAACGUAUAUUGCUUGUUAAAUUAGCUAAUGUGGUAAAUUGAUAUUGCACUAGGCUAAUCGCCCGGAACAUGAGCUCACUAAUCUCGACGGAGAAAGAAGCUCUGGUGAAAGGAGAGGAAGAAGCUUUCAGGAUGAAAAGGGAGGAAGAGGAGUCUAUCACAUUGAAAGAAGAGGAUGAUAUUACAGUGAAAGAGGAAUAUGGGAACGAGGUUGUGGAAGAGGACGAGGUAGAAGCUUUCAGAAUCAAAAAGGAGGAAGAUGCCGUAAUUUUGAAAGAAGAGGAAGAACAUUUUGGAGUAAAAGAGGAAGAGGAGGCUAUCUCAAUUAAAGUGGAGAAGGAAGACGUUUUGGGAGUGAAAAAGGAUGAGGCUGAAGAUUCGAGUAAGACCAGAGAGAGACAUGACAAUCGUGGAUCUUCUGGGAAGCCUCAACAACAUCCUGAUGCUGACGAGGCAGAGGAGAGUCUCUCCAGAUCUGAACACCAGAUGGACAACGCUAGCCCUUCCUCCCUCCCGGAGUCCCCGUGUCGUGCCUCUCCCGGUAGCACCUUACUGCUGGGUAUGAAGAGGUUGUCUGUGCUGCUGGUGGACUGUAGGAAAACAACGGGGCUGAGUGGAACUGUGAGAGGAGGAGAAGAGAAGAAAGGAUCAGAUUUGACACAUCAAAGAGACAGACCAGGCUCAGAGGAACCAGAGCCAGGGACGUCCAAACCAGCAAGACGACACCACUGUUCCCACUGUGGAAAGGGUUGUAACCUCUUAUGGGAGCUGAAACAACAUGAGAGAAUACACACGGGGGAGAAGCCUUUCCACUGCUCCCAGUGUGGAAAAAGUUUUGGCCAUAAAGGAACCUCUUAUGGGAGCUGA
Molecule: messenger RNA, 988 nt
Organism: Oncorhynchus gorbuscha (pink salmon)
Lineage: Eukaryota; Metazoa; Chordata; Actinopteri; Salmoniformes; Salmonidae
Product: zinc finger protein 225-like
Exons: 4
Coding region: 191-988 (265 amino acids)
Biological process (GO): regulation of transcription by RNA polymerase II
Cellular component (GO): nucleus
Molecular function (GO): DNA-binding transcription factor activity; RNA polymerase II cis-regulatory region sequence-specific DNA binding
Source: RefSeq, a predicted model, not a curated record